UCGUGCCUCAAAAUUUAAAAAUGGUUGACAAUCUUGCUCAGACUUGCUUUCCAUCAAUUAUGAGCAAUUAAGCUAUGUUUCAACACGAAUUGUCACUUUCUCAUUAGUGCUAUUGUACCCCAAAUACGCUUAGGAUGAGGUGAUGAUCCCACAACAAUUCAGCUUGCAUGACAGUCAACUAUGACCAGUAGAAAUGGGCAGUUGGCUUUUAGUCCUGAAGAACUACAAGUUCCCAAACGAGGCAUCGCUCAGCAGGCUCUAGAGGAAGAUGCAAAGAAGACAUAUGUGAUCAUUAUCAAGCAGGAGGAUGAGAAUGGGGAUGUUACGGAAGCUGAAACCUCAGGGUCACUCCAGGUGCUUAACCAAUCCUCCAGCCGACAGUCACUUGACGGCCUCCGCAAAAACCUGUCCAAUAUUGGUGAUGAUGAAUAUGAUAGUGGCAUCUCUUCAGCCAAUCUCUUCCUGAAAGACGAUGAGAUUGAGGAUGUUGAAGAAGCUGAGGGGCUGGUCCUGCCGUCAGCCAAGAGGACUCGAAUCCAUGAGGAUCCCCCACCACAUAUUCCAGUUUCUGUUGGAAGCGAUCUUGGUGUUAAGGGAGUUGUGAAAAGAAAUCUGUUUUGUAGCGAGCUGUCCCCGAUCACACCCCCGGCGGGAACAAUCAAGCAGUCCAAGAUCGUGAUGUCUGCUAGUCCAGACUUAUUCCCAGGAACAGCGACCCAAGGCACUGGCUCCUUCAACACCCCAACACCGAGUCUGGACUACAAGACUCAUCCUGCAGUACGCAAGAUCAUCCUUGUGUCCCCAAACCAAUACCCGCCCCCCUCCUCCACCAGUGUACUUACCCCGCCAGCAGCUGCAGCUGUGAAGGCUCUUUAUGCACCAUCACCAUUAGCAUCAUCAACACCCAUUACAUCUACAUCAACACUGAACAUUUCGGGGGCAUCGCCUGACUCAGGAAUAUCCAUGUCCGUGUCCUCCUUGUCAUCUACAGUCUUGACUCCGGGGUCUCAGAACCUGUCCAGCCAAUCACUACAUUCCUCUCAAGGCACACCAGAGAUGAUUCCAUCCUCUGUUACAACCACACAAUCUGGGCCUGGUGGGCCAAUUGAAACCAAGAUUACAUUCAGCCGACGACCCAUGUCAACAAGCAUAGAAAAGAAAGAUACUGAGCUUUCGGAUGAUGGCGGUGACAAGUCCCUGGAUACCUCCCUGGCCAACAUUCAGUGGCUGGGAGCGUUCCAGCUGGGGGAGAAGCCACCUCGCAACAAGACAGACCCACCCACAGUAGCCACACGCUGGACGUCCGAGGAGAGGGGUCGGCGGAAGGAAUACAAUCAUGAGGAAAUAGCCCGGGUAAAUCGCGAGUGUGGGCGAGCAAAGCGCCCUCCGUAUUCCUACAUGGUACUGAUCCAGAUGGCGCUGCAGAGCCGCGCUGACCAGAAGAUGACCUUGAGGGAGAUAUGCAAGUGGAUAGAGGAAACCUUUGCCUUCUACAAGUACACGGCUAAGCCAGGAUGGAAGAACUCGAUACGACAUAAUCUGUCGUACUACCAGUGUUUCAUCCGGACAUCGGAAGACAAGAAGAAGCAUGGAGCGAGGUGGACCCUCAAGUUUGAUGAUGAGAAACAAGACAACAGAACAGGCAGCAAAGACAAGGCUACAGUUGACUGUAUCCAGGCAACCACACAACUGCCAGGCAUGAUCCCGUUGUUUUUUAACCAGAACAACCCCAACAGUGUGUUCCAUCCAUCCAUUGUCCCGGUGCCACCCUCUAGCUGCUCCAGCCUCCAACAGCAGCAGCAGCAGCCGUUCCCAUUUCAUGCUUGCUUCAGGAGGAAGAGAACAGGCCCUUUGCCAAUUCUGCCCCGACCGUCUCCAGUGCAAGCGUAUGCUCUAGUGCCACUCCACAAUGUGCCUCAGCAACAACAGCAACAACCAAUCAUUGUCCAUUUUCCCAACAGUCAACAGCAAGUGGGUGGCACCCCUGCCCAGACUGAGACAACUGCCUCAAUCAGUACCCCAGUCCCGAUUGCAUGUGCCCCGACUCACCAACACACUGACAAGUCCAUACAGCCACAUCCUGGCAUCAACAUCCUGCGACAGGCAUGGCUCAAUGCCGAUGUCUCUGAAGACGAGAACGCUUUGACUUCCAUUUUAAAAGAACAGGGUAUUUCUGUGGCCAGUGGACAGACAGAAAAGAAACAAACUGCAAAACAGUUAAAGGCCAGUGCAGCUGAAGGUCUUCCUAAACCUAAGAUUUAUGCACCCAAGCCAAAGAAAAGAACUCGAAGUCGGAUCAAGAAGUUGCCAAAAGUUCCCGAAGAAAAGACACUGUUGGCUGAAUCCUCUGAUUCUGAACCAGAUGAUCAGUUUGAGAAAGGUUUACCCACUCCUCUAAGACAGCUGUUUCAAUCACCAGAUGAUAAGAAUAAGAGUGAUCUUUUAACCACAUCAACUCCCCUUAGGAAUGCUACGAUAUCCCCAGAACACCUGCCAUCCCCUAUUCGCGGACUGACGCCUCUACGGGGUACGGGGGCUUUUGAUGGUAGUUUUCUGGACAUUUUACAAGAGGAGGCUGUUCAUGCUCUCAAGCUCAUCGGAUCCCCUCAGUUUGGGGAGAGUCAGAAAAUUGGACGUUCCCCUAAUAACUCUCUCACCGAGUUUGGAAUUUUCCAGAUCUCGCCGGACAAGGGAGGUAAAAACCUCAGUGACUAUCCCCUGAAUGGUCUGUCACGGAUAUUUGCUGACUUUGAUACCAAUUUUAUGACGGAAAAUGAUGGUCUUCCAAUAGACAUGUCCAACUUUAACUGGAGCGGGCUCCAACAGGCUACAGUGUCGCCCAAAGAUGAGGACAAAAAGUCCUAACACCCUUAUUUUUUAUAACCUUAAACAAGGCUAGACCCAUCCUUGAUUAUCAAAGGUGUUCUUCUCCAAUCUAUUACGAUAAACGCCAUUGACUUCUUUAUCACCAUACUUUCAUGUAUAUUUUUCAAUCUCUUGUCUGUACUCUUGUCUGGAAUUUCACUCAUUCAUGAGCUUGACAUUAGAAACGAAUGUCCCUCAAAUUUAGGAUUUCUUAGGUUAACGCUUUUUCAAUCUUGAAUGAAACUUAUUUUACUGGAUGGCAGAUUUCAGAAUUGUCUUUUCAAUCAGAUUCAAAAUGAAGCAAUGGUGACAAAUGGGUCGAAGGUGUUUAUCAUUAUGAAAUGGAGAUUAAUACCUUUAGGUCCAAUAUUCAUGUUUGAUAAUGUGCUAAGUCUGCAUUUCAAUAUCAGUAGUGCUUUUAAAAGUUAGAUAUAAAUUUGAAGUGGGUACUACAGUUUGGCUUGUGUUCCACAAGAUACAUUCAAAUCAAACAUUCUCAUUUCAAAUUAAUGCCAUGGUUCCAUACAACCAAGGACCAAAGACUGUUUAGCAUGUAACCUUAACGCAGAUUUAUUAAUGAUGAUAUUCUCACGAUAGUCUACAUGGUAGAACCUCGGUUACUUAGGGAAGCUGCCACCUGCUUUCGAAACCACCUGAAGUAAUUGUUUGUAAUAAUCCCAUAAUGUAUCUGUUCUACAUUGAAUGAAACAUCAAAUGACAGCGUUAGGAAAUAACACUAGCCUAUGAGGUACCUGCUUUCGAAACCACCUGAAGUAAUAGUUUGUAAUAAUCCCAUAAUGUAUCUGUUCUACAUUGAAUGAAACAUCAAAUGACAGCGUUAGAACGUAACACUAGCCUAUGAGGUCAAUGCUGGUAAAAUUUUCAGAAGGCCUGUGUAAAGAGAAAGCGAAAGUCCUAGGCUCUGCUCUACAAAGCACUAAGACUAUCACAGAUCUGUUACUUGGGUCAUUUGGCAGUCGUGGCAAGUCUGAGUCAGGGUAUUCACAACCUAUGAUGUGUGUCUGUAUACUCUUAUUUUACAAUGUAUUCUCAUCUCGCUUUUAGUGAUGACAUGAAUUUCACAAAGAUAAUGGAUUAGUUUGGCACAAGUCGCCUAAUAAGGCAUCUAGACCUAGUCUAAACUGGGUUCCAGACUGCGGGGCAUAAACCCACCUGUAAGCUAAAGGAUUUAUGAUUGUCUAAGGGUUAAGGUCUCUAGGAAAAGCCCUGAUGACUUGUCUUAACUUGAUCUUAUCUAAAACAGUCUGUGACUUGAUCCACGAGUCUGAAAACCCAAGUUGAGUAAACUUCUGUCUUGUCUAGUAAGCUUAUGUAGUAAUAGACUAAUGAUAACAUCAAAAUCUCCAGAAAAUGAUGCCUAUAGCCAAGUUUGGGCUAAUAGAUUUUUGGAUUUGGCAGAGACUGCUAAAACUAAUUUCACUUUCUGACUGAGAGAGACUCCUUCAAGGCUGAGACCCUUCAGUUUUUCUGUCAGUCUGUUUUAUGUUUGACAGCUUCCUGUAGAGGACUAUUUGUCACAACCACUGACAUGAUUAAAACAAUACUUCCCCACCCUCCAAUGAAGAAAGAUGGUCUUAGGACUAGCACACAUGGUACAGGUUCACCAGUGUUUGUAAAUAUGGAUAUCACCUGACUACAAAGCCCAUGUGUUAUUUCUAAGUCCACAUCAGACAAUAUUACACCGGAUGUGCAAUAAGAGAAAUAUACAUGAUAUAGAGUUAUUACAUAUUACCUUAGUUUGUUUUCUUCAGUAUUGUACAAAUUAGUAUUUUUUAUGCCACUGAAAUUGUUUUGUUAAUUCUUUUUAGUUACCUAUUAUGUUCUGUGAUUUAGAAUCUCAGUAUAAGUGUUUUGUUAUCUUUAUUAAGCUACACAGAGUGUAGACCUUUCUUAGAUCUACUGCAUUUUGUCAAACUGGCAUAAAUGCCAUAUAUUUCUCUAAUGUUGAUAGGGACACAUCAGGUCUCAAUUUAAUUUUAAGACCAUUCACCCUAGAUAUCCUUAAAAUCAGAUCUUUUACACCCGAUAUGAUACCUGUCAUCUUCCCGAGGCAAAAGAGAGUUAACUGACUAUAAAAGUCCAGUUUCCACCCUUGCCGAACUAGGCUGGUAUUAUGGAG
Messenger RNA from Haliotis rufescens (red abalone), 5005 nucleotides. Its product is annotated as forkhead box protein M1-like. The transcript has 7 exons. Gene Ontology annotation, biological process: G2/M transition of mitotic cell cycle; regulation of DNA-templated transcription. Bases 181 to 2865 code for a protein of 894 amino acids. The record is from RefSeq and is a predicted model, not a curated record. Gene Ontology annotation, molecular function: DNA-binding transcription factor activity; sequence-specific DNA binding. NCBI's taxonomy places the organism in Eukaryota, Metazoa, Mollusca, Gastropoda, Lepetellida, Haliotidae.